Clupea harengus (Atlantic herring) is the source of this 1829-nucleotide messenger RNA. RefSeq names its product beta-enolase. Gene Ontology annotation, cellular component: phosphopyruvate hydratase complex. NCBI's taxonomy places the organism in Eukaryota, Metazoa, Chordata, Actinopteri, Clupeiformes, Clupeidae. Gene Ontology annotation, biological process: glycolytic process. The record is from RefSeq and is a predicted model, not a curated record. Gene Ontology annotation, molecular function: magnesium ion binding; phosphopyruvate hydratase activity.
UAGACUCAGCCAAUCACAUCACACUUCCUGGUCCGACCCACAGUCUUCCUUCCUUAGUUAUUUAACAGUGGUCAUUGUGGCUAUUGGUUAACAAGUUGUAGAGAUCAAUGAGAAUGAAAGAAGACAUUGAGGACUAAAAUAACAAGGACAUAGUGCUACAAUAUCUUAAAUGGCACUGUCAAGGCUUUGGAAACAUAAAGAUGAUAAACAUUAAACAUUUAACUUUGUUUACGUGAAACAUAAACUGUCAUGAAACAUAAACAACUUUGGAAAGGUAUCAGAAGGGCAAUGCGUGUGCUUUCCUUGUUUCUUAUAUUUUUUCUGGUUUUCUCUUCUGCCACCAUUGAUUUUCAGCCAGUAUGUCCAUCGCAAAGAUCCAUGCGCGUGAGAUUCUCGACUCCAGAGGAAACCCCACCGUAGAGGUGGACCUUUAUACACCUAGAGGUCGGUUCCGUGCUGCGGUGCCCAGCGGGGCCUCCACCGGCGUCCAUGAGGCUCUGGAGAUGAGAGAUGGAGUGAAGGGCCGUUACCUGGGCAAAGGUGUACAGAAAGCAGUUGACCAUGUUAAUAAUGACAUCGCUCCCAGAUUAUUGAAGGAGAAGCUAUAUGUGGUUGAACAGGAGAAGAUUGAUAAAAUCAUGCUUGACCUGGAUGGCACAGAAAAUAAAUCUCAGUUUGGUGCUAAUGCCCUCUUGGGCAUUUCUCUGGCGGUGUGCAAGGCAGGAGCAGCCGAGAAAGGUGUGCCACUCUACCGCCACAUCGCUGACCUGGCUGGACACAAAGAUGUCAUUCUACCUGUGCCUGCCUUUAAUGUCAUUAAUGGCGGCUCCCAUGCUGGUAACAAGCUCGCCAUGCAGGAGUUUAUGAUCCUGCCAGUGGGAGCGGCUAAUUUCCGAGAGGCCAUGCGCAUAGGCGCAGAAGUCUACCACAACCUGAAGAGUGUCAUCAAGGGCAAAUAUGGCAAAGAUGCUACCAACGUGGGAGAUGAGGGUGGCUUUGCUCCCAACAUCCUAGAGAACAACGAGGCUUUGGAGCUCCUGAAAUCUGCCAUAGAAACGGCUGGCUACACUGAUAAAAUCAUUAUCGGCAUGGAUGUAGCAGCCUCAGAGUUCUACAAGAAUGGGAAGUAUGACCUGGACUUCAAGUCCCCAGAUGACCCGAAACGCCACAUCACUGGACAACAACUGGGAGACCUGUAUAAAGGUUUCAUCGAGAAGUAUCCAGUGCAGUCCAUUGAGGACCCCUUUGACCAGGACGACUGGGAAAACUGGUCAGCAUUCACAGAAUCCGUGGACAUCCAGGUGGUCGGGGAUGACCUGACGGUGACCAACCCAAAGCGCAUCCAGCAGGCUGUGGAGAAAAAAGCCUGCAACUGCCUGCUGCUCAAAGUCAACCAGAUCGGCACCGUCACGGAAUCCAUCAAGGCGUGCAAACUGGCUCAGUCCAAUGGCUGGGGUGUGAUGGUCAGCCAUCGCUCAGGGGAGACAGAGGACACAUUCAUCGCUGAUCUGGUGGUCGGCUUGUGCACUGGGCAGAUCAAGACUGGUGCCCCCUGUAGGUCAGAACGUCUUGCAAAGUACAACCAGUUAAUGCGCAUUGAAGAGGAGCUGGGUGAUGAAGCAAAGUUUGCUGGCAAAGACUACCGUCACCCCAAGAUCAACUGAGCCUUCUCAUAUGUCUGCCUAGUCUUAAAAGUCAUCAAAUUAAGCAGGAAGCGUCUCCCGAGAAUUUCUGUGCCUGUCGACUUUUAAAUCAUACUAUUUAAUUACCUUGUGCCUCUGUCAUCUGAGGCUGUGAAAAAUCUAAUAAAAUGUAAUAAUGCAGAUAAG